Messenger RNA from Castor canadensis (American beaver), 2751 nucleotides. Lineage: Eukaryota; Metazoa; Chordata; Mammalia; Rodentia; Castoridae. The record is from RefSeq and is a predicted model, not a curated record.
UUUAUCAUUUUAGGUUGCCAAUGCCAUGAAAAACUCAUUACCAUUUGAUGCUCCUGAUUCUUCACAAGAUGGCCAGAAAGUACUUAAAGUGGAAGUCACUCCAACAGUACCAAGGAUUUCUCGGACUGCAAUUACAACUGCUUCCAUCCGUCGUCAUAGAUGGAGAAGAGAAGAUGGCUUUGACUUCUCAAACGAGGCUGACUCGAGUAUUCCUGGCUCCCCGAUCCAACACGGCUCCACUGACCUAGGGAUCAAACGUGUGCAAGAGGGGGAGGUGCUGGUGCGCAGGACCCCUGAGCAUGGCUCGCCGGAGCCCAACUCAGCAGCAGCCACAACAGAGGGUGCUGAGGAUAUAAAUGGAGGAGAGGAGUCUGUAAACCUGAAUGAUGCAGAUGAAGGAUUUUCGUCAGGGGCUUCCCUCAGCAGCCAGCCAGUUGGGACCAAACCAUCCUUCUCUUCUCAGAGAGGAAGCUUAAGGAAAGUAGCAACUGGGCGCUCCACCAAAGAUAAAGAAACAGCAUCUGCCAUGAAAUCCAGUGAAAGUCCUCGAGAGUCAGUAGUUCGAAAGCAGUAUGUACAGCAACCAACUGAUCUUAGUGUAGAUUCAAUUGAGCUGACACCGAUGAAGAAACACCUGAGCCUGCCUGCUGGCCAGGUGGUGCCAAAAACCAAUAAUUUAAGUCUAGUCCGGACAGCCAGUGCUUCCUCAAGCAAAUCAUUUGACUAUGUAAAUGGCAGUCAAGCAAGUACCAGCAUUGGGGUUGGCACUGAGGGAGUUACUAAUCUAGCAGCUAACAACAAUGCUAAUCGAUACUCAACUAUCAGUCUACAGGAAGACCGGCUAGGUCAAGCUGGUGAAGGUAAAGAGCUCCUCAGCCCAGGAGCCCCCUUAACCAAGCAGUCUCGAUCCCCAAGUUUCAAUAUGCAGCUAAUAUCCCAGGUGUAGUUUUGAUGUCCUCUCUCCUCUUUCUGCUUACCUUUUAACUGAACAUUUCAUUGUGCAAGAAGACACUUCAUCCCACAUUGUGAAAAUAUUGGUCGUCGUAAUCAAAUUUGAUUUAGUUUAGGUAUCUUCAUACUGUAUUUUGUAUGGAACCAGCAAUAAGGUUUUCUUUUCCCUCCUUCUUAUAUCCUCUUUUCACCUAUUUUUUGUAAAUGUGUUUGUGAAGCAGUAUAAAACUUUUGCCUUUUCCAUGCCUUCCUUUCUCCUUGGGUGAUGUGCAAUCCAUUGUAGGCUGAUCGGUCCCAUUUCAACACUGUGAGACUGAGGAUAUGCUAGAGGAAAUGGUGUAUAUGAUCCCUGUGAAAUGAUUCUUUGGCUUUUGUUUAAAAACAAAACGGGUUUGUUCACAUAAUCUUUAGAACUAUGAAGAUGACUGGAUCAUAUUUUUUUCUCUCUUAACCAGGAGUGCCUCAGAGAUUCUGCUAUGACUUUGGACUUCUCUGAGUCUGUGCAAUCAUAUUCUUGAGAAGCAUGGGGAAAGGUGGUAGACUGCUGCACUUUUUCAUUAAAAUGAGGGUAGCUCUUUUUUUCCCCCAUUUCUUUAUCCUGAGGACAUAAAUGUUCAACUACUUAGGCAUUGAAAUCAAUUUGUGACCACCUUCAUUGGCGGGUGGGGCUCUAAAUUGAUUGCAUAAGUGUUAAUGCACUUUCUCAAUGGCUCUCUAGUCAUUAUUAACAUGUCUUCCCUCUUCCCACAAGGACUUAAGGUCAUUUCUGUCCUUGAAGCUUGAAGAACUAGCAAAUCAAGAGAAUCCAAGGGACGUGUUCUCUAUUUCCCAGGAAUGAUUGACACUUUGGUGCUGGGGUUUUGUGAGGGGAGGGGUGGUUUUUGUUUAGCUUCUGUGAGAUUGUGUGGGGGGGCAGGUUUUGAUUGUUUUGUCUUUUCCUUUGUGAGAUGAUGAUGACUGAAGUAGAACUGUACGUCUUCAGGUAAAGAAAGGGAUUUCUCAAUCCACUUUCUGUGAUGUCAGACUAUUGGAGAAACCCUUUCAGCUGCUUUCUAGAUGUACUUAAACUCAGUCAGAUAAUUUGGAUUAAGAAACCUAAAGUCCUGAUAAGAUCGUAUACUCCAAGGAAAUACAUCAGGGACAGAUAAUUGGCUGAAAACACUGACGCUUCAAUGUGACACAUUUUUAUAGAACAUUUCUACCAGAGGGUACUGACUUAAUUUCUUCUACAAGGACCACACUGCCUUUGUGUUUAAUGUAAUGCAAUUUGUGUAUCUUCUAAUCAUAUAUCUGCAAAGUUUCUCAUUUUUAUAAAACUUUGAAAUCAUGCCAGUAAGCUAGAUGUUGAAUGUAUGUAAGUAGCAUUUGGUAACUGCUAAGAGGCUACAAGAGUACAUUAGUAGCUUAAAGUUUUUGUUCUGAUUUGGUUAGAUAAGACUUUAUUAUGACGUUACUCUUCUGGUUCUCAGGCUCUAAUGUUUGAAAAAGAAGGGAAUAUAUUGGGUUUUUGAAAAAUCAGUAUUGUGACUUGAACUUCUGUAAAUUAUCCUUUCACAAAAUACAUCAAUUAUCCGUGUCUUUGUACAUUUAGACAUUUUUACUUUAUUGUGAAAGAAAAAUAUACUGAGUUUAUAGAAAGCAAGUAUUCUCCUAAUUAACAAAGUUUAAAAUUUUAUCUAUAUCAAUUAAAAUUACAAUAGAUUUUUAUAAAUAAAAUAACCAGAAAAUGCCUCUUGCUUUUUUCAAACUUUAAAAUUCUCCCCUCCCCCCCUUUUUUUUUAUUGUAAGACUAUUUUUUUU